UUAAUUUCUUUAAUAUAAUGUAUUAGGAUUAACUGUUUUUCUUUGGCUAUAUAAGUCGUAGAGAUAAGUAUUUUGUUUUUCACAAGUACCAACUGAGGAAAUUACUAGGUGAGGUGAAUACUGUGUGUGAGUUGUGGUGGGCUGUACCAUUGAUCACUUGGAAGUGAAAACAUGGACAUGGUGGUGGAACCACAACAGCAACUUGACACAGAGUUAGUCAAUAAGAGUUCGUGGCUAAACCAAGAGGAUGAAGAAGAAGAAGAGGUGGGUGUGAACCUGUUAACAAGGCACUCUAGCUCAAGCCAUCCACCGCUCAAUGGAGUCGGAGCUGGGGAUGAGUUUGAGCCUGAGCCUGAGCCUGUCCCUGUCUCCGCCCCUACCAGUGGAACCACAAGUGAAAGCUCUGACCAAGAGGAGGAAGACAAAGGCGGUGUUCGAAAUGAAGAGAUGCGUGGUGAGAAGGGAGAUGGAAACAGCAUUUACUAUGACAAAAUUGAAGGAACAUGGAAAUGUCGCCAUUGCAAUUGGACCCAUCAAAAUGGAAGUCCUUCUAUAGUUGAUAUCGAGAGUCAUGAGGGGUACUUCCACAAGGCAAUGAAUACAAAAACGUUAAACCAGUGGGGACCCUGUUUUAGUUUAGAAACUAAAGGCGCUGAAUCCAUCAAUGAAACUUAUGAAAUGCAAUCUGAAAUUACAAAAACCUUGACCAUGGAAGUCAGUCAUCAAACGGUGAGAAAUGUAGAGGAUCAGAAAGGCUUUGGUUUGAGCCCUGCCCCGGUUGAACAUUUACAUGAAGAAGCAAAUGGAAGCUUCAAGCAUUUUGAAAAAGAGGCCAAAGUAGAUGCCAAUGUUGACUUAAAUGGAGAAAUCAGAGAGGAUUUGUACUGUCCAAAUGGAAGUUUCAAGAACAUUGAGGAAGAGACCAAAGAUGCUAACAUUGACUUAAUCGGAGAAAUCGAAGAGGAUUUGAUGGACUUAGAUGUUGAAGGGGUUUUAGAGAAACAAAAUACACAUGAUUUGUACUGUCCAAAAUGCAAUUCUUGUAUUACAAAAAGGGUGAUCCUUGUUAGAAGAAAACCUAAAGUUUCAAUACGCCACAAACCAAAGCGUGGCAAAAAGCCGGAUCUGAUUCCUACUUCUGCAGGUUUUAUUGUCAGUGGUGACACGCCUGAAAUACAUUCAGAUCCUAGUCCAGCAGCAGCACCUGACGAGCAAGAUGCCAGUAGAGAACAAGAACAAGAAGCAUUCAGCUGCUUAUCAUGCUUCAGCCUUUUCAUUCCUAUAGGAAAUGGUUGUUUCAAGAUCUUUCAGUUCUUCAGAGGGGGGAGACAGACUGAACACACCCAAAGUCCACAAGAGAUAAGGCAGAGGGAACACUCAGAAAGUACCGAAGGAACCAACCUGAGUGAAAACAAUCUAAGUCCACAAGGAACAAACCUGAGUGAGAACACACCAAGUCCUUCAGAGAUUAACUCGGAGGGAAAAACACAAAGUCCUCUAGAGAUAAGCCCAGAGGGGAAAACACAAAGUCCUCAAGGUAUUAGCCAGAACGAGUACCCAGAAACUCCUCAACUGAUAAGCGGCAAUGAUGACACACAAAGUCCUCAGAAGAGAAGCCAUGAUGCAAACAUGAGUAGUCCUCAAUGUAUAAACAAUAAUGAAGAUGCACAAAAACCUCAAGAUAUAAUCUGGAAUGGAGGUACACAAAGUCCUCAAAAGAAAAACCGCGAUGCAAACAUGAGUAGUCCUCAACAUAUAAAUCCUAAUGAAGAUGCACAGAAAGCUCGAGAUAUAAACCGGAAUGAAGAUACACAGAGUCCUCAAAAGAUAAGCCGCAAUGAAAAUGCACAGAAUCCACAAGAUGUAAACCAGAAUGACAGCAAGCAAAGACCUCAAAAGAUACCUACAGAGAAAACAAAUUGGAUUUUAUCGAUUUUUGGAUAUUAUAAGAGCAAAGGAGAAUAUCCACCUGUUCAAGCUGGUCAUGCUGUAUCAGUGCAAAGUGCUGCAGUGCCAACCCCAUCAGUUAUCAACGGUGAACAUAUAGAUGCGACAGCUAUAAAACUCAAAGAACCUGGAAUAAGUGACAUAUUUUCUUCGACAGACAGCUCUCUACUUGGCAAGCUGAAAGGUGAAUCUACUGUGCAGAAGCCAGAUGCUGACUUGUUUCAGAGAAAUAUUGCAGGUGAGAAUGACAUAAAGGAUAUUGAAACUGGGUUACUCGAGCCAUUAUUACAUCCCAGUGUGGAAGUGCCACCUUCGUCUCAAACAAUAACAGAAACUGAAUAUAGAGGUACUGAUGCUGGUGAAGUUCGUGAAUGGGAAAUUCUGAAAAGUAUCGUCUAUGGUGGAUUAAUUGAAUCAAUCACAAGUUUAGGGGUUGUGUCUUCUGCAGCCGGUGCUGGUGCCGGUACAUUGAAUGUUUUGGCUUUGGGAGUGGCAAAUCUGAUUGGAGGACUUAUCGUCAUUUGUCAUAAUCUUAGGGAACUGAAAAAUGACCAACCUCGAGCUUCUGAUGUUGAGGAAGAUCGGUACCAAGUGCUGUUAGGACGGAGACAGAAUUUCAAACUGCAUGCAUUUGUAGCUAUUUUAUCAUUCCUCAUAUUUGGCUUGGUUCCUCCUGUCGUCUAUGGCUUCUCGUUUCGCAAUAGCGAUGAUAAAGACUUCAAGCUAGCAGCAAUGGCCGGUGCUUCUCUAAUAUGCAUCAUUUUGCUUGCACUAGGGAAAGGUCAUGUUAGAAAACCAAACCGAGCUUAUUUCCGAACUGUAUUUUAUUACGUCAGCCUUGGGAUAACGGCGUCUGGCAUCUCAUACGUAGUUGGUCAACUGUUGAAAAAACUCGCCGAGCAGCUCGGUUUGUUUGACUCGAGUUCAACUGUCAGCAUGCCGUUUUUGGAGACGAUACCAAUGGAGAUGGGAAGGGCAUCCUAUUGAAAGUUAUGGGAUUGGAUUCCGAAGGAAUUUUGAAGAGAAUGAUGGCAUGAGAGCAUCAAUUCUCAGUGAGUCACAUAGCAUGUUUUUAGCUUUUUUCUUUUUUGUUGGUACAUUUUAUAUUCUCUUCAGCGACUUGCAUUUUUAGCUUUGUGGCGACGAACAAACUUAUUGAAGAAAUAAGUAAAAUUUCCCGAAAGUUCUUCA
Molecule: messenger RNA, 3138 nt
Organism: Gossypium raimondii (Peruvian cotton)
Lineage: Eukaryota; Viridiplantae; Streptophyta; Magnoliopsida; Malvales; Malvaceae
Product: membrane protein of ER body-like protein
Exons: 8
Coding region: 172-2934 (920 amino acids)
Source: RefSeq, a predicted model, not a curated record